UACAGCAUUGGCCAUUGGUCACGCGCACCACACAGGAUCACGUGCUCUCACAAGAUCUCGAGACUAUCGUCAACGUGAUCUCUCUCGAACCAUCCUGACCCUUCGUCGCUUCUUCAUUCACAAACCCUUUCGAACUCUCUGGAAUCCCUAACUUUCUCCAUACUUUCACUUACCCGCUUCUUCAUAUAAAAUCCAUUCGAACUUAAUUCUACUUGUUGAUCUGAACCCAACUAUUUAUCUCUUCAAUUUGCUUGUUUUAGAAGGAAAAAUUUGUGCUUGAUCUUUUUUGAGUGAAAAUGGAUGAGGACUUUGAUAUUCCGGUAGCUGAUGAGAUGAAUGAUGAAUUUAUGGAUGAUAUUGAAGCUCCGGUGACGUUGAAAGUCGGAGAGGAGAAGGAAAUCGGUAAUCAAGGUUUGAAGAAGAAGCUGCUCAAGGAAGGUGAAGGUUGGGACACACCUGAAAGUGGGGAUGAAGUUGAAGUUCAUUAUACUGGAACGUUGCUCGACGGGACUCAGUUUGAUUCAAGUCGUGAUAGGGGAACGCCAUUCAAGUUCACUCUUGGUCAAGGGCAAGUGAUCAAGGGAUGGGAUCUGGGUAUCAAGACCAUGAAGAAGGGUGAAAAUGCACUUUUCACAAUACCUGCUGAUCUGGCUUAUGGUGAAGCUGGUUCUCCUCCAACAAUCCCUCCCAGUGCUACUCUACAGUUUGAUGUACAACUGCUCUCAUGGGUUAGUGUAAAGGAUAUUUGCAAGGAUGGUGGGAUUUUCAAAAAGAUUGUAAAGGAAGGAGAGAAGUGGGAGAACCCCAAGGACCUCGAUGAAGUUUUAGUCAAUUACGAAGUCCAACUCGAGGAUGGGACUGUAGUUGCAAAAUCAGAUGGAGUGGAGUUCAAAGUAGAAGAUGGCCAUUUCUGCCCUGCUCUGGCUAAGGCUGUAAAAACAAUGAAGAAAGGGGAAAAAGUCAUACUUACAGUCAAACCAGAAUAUGGAUUUGGAGAAAAAGGGAAACCUGAAGGCUCCAUUCCUGCAAAUGCUACACUACAAAUCACACUAGAACUUCUGUCAUGGAAGGUGGUCACAAAUGUUACAGAUGACAAGAAAGUCAUCAAGAAAAUCUUGAAAGAAGGAGAGGGGUAUGAACGCCCGAAUGAAGGAGCUGUUGUUCAGGUGAAGCUGAUUGGUAAGCUACAAGAUGGUACAUUGUUCAUCAAGAAAGGUCAUGAUGAUUCUGAGCCUUUUGAGUUCAAGGCAGAUGAAGAGCAAGUGAUUGAUGGACUUGAUAAAGCUGUGAUGACAAUGAAGAAAGGAGAAGUAGCUCUUCUGACAAUUGCUCCAGAAUAUGCUUUUGGGUCUACUGAUUCAAAGCAAGAAUUAGCAGUGGUUCCCCCUAAUUCCACUGUCACAUAUGAAAUUGAGCUUGUUUCUUUUGUUAAGGACAAAGAAUCAUGGGACAUGACCACGACUCAAGAGAAGAUUGAGGCUGCUGGGAAAAAGAAGGAAGAAGGAAAUGCGUUCUUUAAAGCUGGUAAAUAUUUGAAAGCAGUAAAACGAUAUGAAAAGGCUGCUAAGUUUAUCGAGUAUGAUACUAAUUUUGAAGAAGAUGAGAAGAAACAAGCAAAAGCAUUGAAGAUUACUUGCAAUCUUAAUAAUGCAGCAUGCCAGUUGAAACUCAAGGAUUACAAACAGGCUGAAAAGCUUUGCACUAAGGUUUUGGAACUUGAAAGUACAAAUGUAAAGGCUUUGUACAGAAGGGCUCAAGCUUACAUCAAUGUAGCUGAUCUGGAUCUUGCAGAGAUUGAUGUAAAAAAAGCCCUUGAAAUCGACCCUAAUAACAAGGAUGUGAAACAUGAAUAUAAAUUGCUCAAGGAGAAGAUAAAGGAAUACAAUAAGAAGGAUGCUAAAUUUUAUGGAAAUAUGUUUGCCAAGAUGACAAAACCCUCUUCCAAUAAGGCAGCAGGGACAAAGGAGGCAGAAGAACCAAUGAGCGUAGACAGCAAGGCUUAAUCAUUUAAAAGAUAAAAGAUAAAAGAUGUGUUUAAUGUAAUGUUGUGCCAUAAUAGAGGGGUUUUCUGGUAUUUUUUUUCUUAAUUUUCUAGUGCUCUUAUUUGGUUUUAAUUCUUCAGAUAGUGUGUGUUUGUCUGGAAAAAAAAAGGUAAAAGUUAGUGUGACGACAGUUGAGUUUUAUUUACUUUCUUUUUAUCUUCACAUUUAUGUAGACAAACUGUAUUGGCAUAACAUAAUCUAUUAAAACUUUUAACUU
Molecule: messenger RNA, 2259 nt
Organism: Lactuca sativa (garden lettuce)
Lineage: Eukaryota; Viridiplantae; Streptophyta; Magnoliopsida; Asterales; Asteraceae
Product: peptidyl-prolyl cis-trans isomerase FKBP62
Molecular function (GO): peptidyl-prolyl cis-trans isomerase activity; protein binding
Source: RefSeq, a predicted model, not a curated record